This is a messenger RNA of Phyllotreta striolata, 1679 nucleotides long. NCBI's taxonomy places the organism in Eukaryota, Metazoa, Arthropoda, Insecta, Coleoptera, Chrysomelidae. The record is from the annotation of a GenBank genome assembly.
CAGGCAUUCAAUUCUAAUUAAUGCGGGAAUAAUGGUGGUAUCUUUUCGUCGACUUCUGUUGCAAGUGAUAGAUCAAACACGCGACCUUUGAUAUAAGCUCAUAAAAAAAUGGAAGAAAAAACAUUGACUGAUGAAUCAAGGAUUAAUAAAGGUCCACGAAUAGGAGUUAGACAUGUUCAAAUGUUGCUUAUGGCUUUAAUUGGUUUUUUAAUGUAUUACACAAGAUUCGGUUUUUCGGUAUCUUUAGUUGCAAUGACGAACAAAUAUUCGCCUAAUCCUGAUGUCCCUUACUACAAUUGGACAAACAAAAGUUUCAUUUUGUCGACGUUCUUCUGGGGCUACGUGAUACCACAAAUACCGGUCGGUAUUCUGGGAACGAAAUUCGGCAUGAAAAAUUUCCUGCUCCUCGCCUUGCUCAUCAAUUCCUUGUGCAUGGUCGUCAUACCGAGCGUGGCCGAACGUUUCGGAUCCGAAGGUGUGAUGGCGUGCCGGAUAAUCCAGGGAAUAGGGCAAGGAUUAGUGGUGCCCUGCCUGCACGGUAUUAUCGGAAAAUGGGCGCUUCCUAAUGAAAGAUGUCGAGUGUAUGGCUACAUGUCGACAGGUUAUAUCCUUGGUACGGUGGCAGGCGCUGGAGCAAAUGGGUAUAUUUGCGCUUCGUGGAUCGGCUGGCCUUUGACCUUCUAUCUAAUACCCUCUUUGGGUUUCGUUUUAGCCUUUUUCUACUAUAUGUAUGGUGCUACAUGUCCGGCUACCCACAAAACUAUAUCGGAAGAGGAACGGACCUACAUCGAAUCUAAACUAAAAUCGCAGAAUAUUUAUAAUGUGCCUAUACCGUAUCGAGACAUAUUCACCUCUAAACCAUUCCUAGCGCAAUUGACGAUGGCUUUGUGCAGCGGUUGGGGUUACAGCAUAUUCACCACUGAAAUGCCAAUUUACAUGGAUAAAGUGAUGAAAUUGAAUAUAGAAUCGAACGGUCUAGUGUCCUCUCUGCCUUCGGUUUUCGUAUUAUUGACUAUUAACGUAGCAACACAUCUUGCUGAUCUUUUGGUCAAAAGAAAUUACUUAUCUAUUACUAAUACGCGAAAAUUGAUGAGUGCAACAGGUUCCUUGGGCUGCGCAGGUUUGCUAUUCCUCUUCGUUACAAUACCAACGGAUAGUGAAUUAUUCUGCGUGCUGACUCUAGCUUUAGCUUACGGAUUUAGAUCGUUUAAUUGCGGUGGUUACAGCACGAACCACCUAGAUUUAGCGCCGAAUUUCUCCGCCGCAUUGAUGGGCAUCAUAAACACAUCGUCCGAGAUAUUUUCUUCCAUUACCCCCCUCAGCAUCCAUUACAUUGUCUACGACGAGAGCGAUAAAAGCUUGUGGAGGAUAGUUUUUAUCAUAGCCGUCGUUUUAUACGUAUUUUCCACGUGUGUUUAUCUGGUAUUUGCAUCAGGAGAGGCUCAGCCUUGGAAUUACACGCCCGUUCGGCAAAAUGCGGACGCCACUCCGACGGAUCGAACGACUGAUUCCGAACAAGAGAAGUCGCAACUUGUAUAAUAACUAUUAUUUUUUGAAAAUAAAUUAGAAAAAUUCGCUUUUUCUUUAUCAUUACGAAAGCCUGUUUUCUAGAGCUGGAUGGAUAUGCUAAUAUGUAUGAUAUUAUGAUGAAUUACAUGAAUUACAUUAUUAGAUUUUUU